Molecule: messenger RNA, 2886 nt
Organism: Mollisia scopiformis
Lineage: Eukaryota; Fungi; Ascomycota; Leotiomycetes; Helotiales; Mollisiaceae
Exons: 3
Coding region: 1-2886 (961 amino acids)
Molecular function (GO): protein binding
Source: RefSeq, a predicted model, not a curated record
AUGGAGUGCCCGUCGCCCUUCUUAGUCAACACGUCGACUAUGGAGAGCACAAAUGAUCAAACUCCUAGGGUCCGGAAUGUGCUGAAGAAAUCCCGUCAGUCAGAUGAGGGUCAAAUACCCAGAAAAAAGUUAAGCCUACUCAACCUUUUCAGCCGUUCACGAUCAGGAUCAGAAUGCCCAUCGCCGACAGAGGUGUCACCACCCGGAGGACUACCAUCUCCGUCGUUGAAUUCCUCUGCGCUUAAUUCUCCUACGAUUAGCCCAUCUUUCCCGAGCCCAUUAGCCUCUCCUGGAAUGGCAUCUGUGAUCGAAGAACAAGACGAAGAAGGUGAAGAAGACGACAAUGAUUCUGCUUGGGUGGAUGAUGAGGAUGAAGAGGAGGCAGAAUUAGUGGACGAGAAGCAGGAUGAAGAGGAAGAACUGACUGCAAAGCAACAAGAGGAGGAGAAAAGAGAGAGGCAGCGGCUUGCUCUUGAGUCUCUCAAUACUCAGCCCGCUUCCUUCAUCCGACCCCUGCAGUCCUCGCUUGAGCCCCGGUAUCACAGAAGCCCGCUCCCGUUCCCCACAGUCAAGUCUACCGACGAGUUGUCACCCAUCGCCAUUGCCAGACACCGAGGGGAAACAAACCGAAGACUCACUGGAGACAAGGUUGAGAAACUCACUGUUGAGAAUAAACCUUCCAGCUCGGAACUCACUGCUCUGGCUCACAAGAUCGCACUCUCACUCCCUAACAACCAGGAAAAGCCACACGCUCUCAGAUCGAUUCUUUCCCACAUUGGCAGACGCAGCAAAAGCUUUGGUUCUUCGAUCUCCACACGUCGGACUCCCACGAAGGUUCGAUCUCGCAAGAUCGACCCUCUGAAAGACCCAAAGAUGGUCUUGGCAUGGCCCCCUCGAUUUGGAAUCAAUCUCAGAGAUUUCGAUUCGAUCUUGGCUGCCAGCAAGCGUGUCGAUGAUGAGCACAUCCAAGUUUCUACUGGUGACAUCUAUAGAUACCCUAUCGAGAAGGAGGAGGAGGAUCGAGCUCAUCGAACUCCUCAGAUCGAUCCAUCUGGCAGCGAGAUUCCUCUCCAAGAUCACUAUGACGCACGAGUCGAAUCCUUGUACAGUGAAGAGGUUUUCUAUGAUGAAGAUGACGCCCCCGGAGCACGCGAUUCCCUUACUGAUUAUGAACCCAAGAACCCAAGUGAAACCUUGGAUAACGACUCGCCUCGACGAGUUGGUGUCAGCGUUGACGGUGACAUUUAUGAGGUCGCCAAGAAGGCUGAUCCAGGUUCUGCCGAUUGCAGAGUUUGGUGCACCUAUUUGGGAAGUUAUUACCAGGGAUACUAUAACUUGAAUAAUCUCCCUCUUCGUCCUUCGUUAAACUAUGAUUUCGAGUAUCUGCCAGCACUAGCAGUACGACGGGAAGCGGAGAGAGUUUCGUCCACCGUGCAAAUCGUUCAGUUCUGGACAAAGUCUGACGGACUCAUUGGAUUCCAAGGGCUCUCUAAAUUACAAGAACUCCUCCAGACCGUGGAUGUCGCUGUUAGCACGUUCAACCAUGUGAACGAGAUCAAGCGUACUAUUCACAGCAACGGACUAGUCUUGUCAGCCAGAAAGGAAAGCAUGGUAGGACAUGCACUGUAUGGCCAGGAGAUCCUUAUAGUUCUCGAUACUUGCCAGGAUUGGCGAUUUAAGAGGAACCCAUCUGUCCCGAGGACCCCGAACGGCCCUGGCAUUGGCUUUUUCGCUGCCGUGCCUCUCAUGAUUUCUUCCGGUCACGCUUGGGGUGUCCUGUCUGUAAGCAGCAGAAGUUGUCGUGCCUCAUUCAGCCCUAGCGAUCGCAAUGCUCUUGCAAGUAUGGGCCAGAGUAUUACAAACACUUUGGAACACAAACUCACCAGUAGCCAACGUCACGCCCGGCAAGAGUCGGCUUUGAUAGAUGACCUUGUUCCCCUUCCGCUAGAUGUCUGCAAAGCCCCAGAGCAGACUCCCCCCUCAUCAUCAGAUUCCAAUGCCAAUUUCCACCCGUCGCGGUUCCCUGACAAUGUUCAGCUUUCACGGGACCCUGACAAUGAUUUCGGAUCGGGUGGGCAAUCAGCAUCAAGAGAAAAUGUAAAGCAAAUCGUUGUACGGUCUAGUUACCGGGACUCGGUGGCACACUCCGAAAACAAGUCAGAUGCUACGUCUAUCCACACGGCACCACUCAGCUCGCCAUCUAAGGUCGCUUCUUCCAGGACACUCCUCGAUCAUCCUUUGGCCGAGCAUGUCAGAGGGAAGACACAGGAGCAAGGAGUCCCGGUGGUCAGACAUCAGAGCAGCAUGCUUUCGAUAUCAUCUUCACUGAGAUCACGCAAAUCUACGUACGACCAGGCCAAUAUUGGCGCAAUUUGCAAGGGUGUCCAGACGUCGCUCAAAUACGAUGAAGUGUUUGUGAUCGAGAUCUCUCUUGAAGUUACAGGUCCACCAGAGGCUGUGCUCGUUGGAGGUGCUGAUAAUACGGACAAGGCAGUCGAUUUGCCCUCCGUUAUCAAGGCUCUGCGCCAAGAUUUGGUGAUUCCAUAUUCUCCUGAUCCAGCAGGCUUGAAGGAUGGUGACUACCCCGCUGGCAAUCUUGUCUUCAUAUGCUCUGGCGACCGCGUUGGCUCCAGCGAUGAACGUUCUUCAGGAACUGUUGGCGUUUGCUUGCGAACUCACAAAAACCAGCAAAGCAACGGGAACGCAAGAAGCUUGGAACUUACCAGACUGGCAAAGUUCCAGACAGAAGUUAGAAAGGCAUUGAUUGGCAACCGUCCUAGAUCAGGGCCCCACUCACCAUUCCUGGCAAAUGAGGCUACGGAGGUUGUCUUGCCGAGCAAUAACUUCCGACCAACCUAUCUCCCAAUACCCCCACCACGACGUUGA